This is a messenger RNA of Trypanosoma conorhini, 2868 nucleotides long. RefSeq names its product putative leucine-rich repeat-containing protein 72-like. The transcript has a single exon. Gene Ontology annotation, molecular function: protein binding. NCBI's taxonomy places the organism in Eukaryota, Euglenozoa, Kinetoplastea, Trypanosomatida, Trypanosomatidae. Bases 1 to 2868 code for a protein of 955 amino acids. The record is from RefSeq and is a predicted model, not a curated record.
AUGUACACGUCACUGAACCGGCAGUACCCCGAUCUCCUGCGCAAGUGGUAUGCGAAGUCGCUGCAGGGGGUCAUGCGGGGUGCCCCGGAGGGCAAAGCCGGCGACACCGCCAGACGCCGCCGCACCGUGUCUCAGAGCCGCACAACAGCAGCAACAACAACAACAGCGGCGGCGGCGACAACGACGACUGAAGAGGAGGCGCAAGCAACGGCAGAGUUCACACCGCAUAACAACAGCGAAUUGGAUGCUUUCCCGCCGUACACGGACCCGACGGAGGAGCAAGAGGUGUGCCUGGACCCUAUUCGGGCACUGAAGAUUCCACGUGCACGUUUUCACACGGUGAAGGAGCUUACGCUGUGCCGCAAAGGCAUCACGCGGCUGCACAGCAAUGUACAGUUACUAAAGAACCUCGACACACUUAUCAUACGCCACAACCGGCUGCGGCAGAUAGCCUUUCUGAUUCCCCCGCGAAACCCCCGCGCCGCCGCUUCCUCCUCGAAGGCCCAGGAGGAGGGGACCGUGGCUGAGGCUGCGCACGGCGCCGCCCGCGGCUGUCGUCUCCUGCGACGCCUCUACGCCUCUCACAACUGCCUGCAGACGCUCGACGGGGACGUCGGCCAGCUGCGGCACCUCGAGGUGUUGUUUCUCGCACACAAUCGUCUCAGCAACCUCAGCGCCGUCUCUGCCCAACUGAAGCUGCUCCGGUGCCUUCGCGAGCUCGACCUGCGCGGGAACCCGCUCUGCGACGAGGUGGGGUAUCGACUCUUUCUGAUUCACGAGCACCCCCACCUCGAGGUGCUGGACCGCCGCGUGGUGCGAGACGAGGAGCGCAAGGAGGCCGCGGCGUACUUCGCGGCACGAGCCACUGUCGCGACUGCUCAGACGUCUUGGGCACGCAGCGACGCGAGUAACGCGGCGGCGGCGCUGGAGCCGUUGGCGCGGGCGCGGCUGGCGACGCCGACCGCGCAGCCCCCCGCGGGGGAGCGAUACGAGGAGGGCGGCGGGGAGGCGGCGGAACUCGCGCGGGGGGGCGCGCGGAGCGUCAGCUUCCCGCCAAUACGUCCAACAUUGUCGCCGUCGCCGGCGGUGGCGAAUGAGACCAGCGGCGGUGAUAGCUGCGUUGGCGGCGGCGGCGGCGGGGGGGCACGGCAGAAGGCGGAGCAGGGGAAACAUACGGUGGCGUUUCUUCGCACGUACGUGCCAGCCGGCGACACCGCCGCGGGCGGCGCGCCUCGGCGGGGGCCGUUUCAGCCCUCCGCCUGCGAGCGCCUCCUUGAGGAGCGGGUGCGGCGCGACGAGGUGGCGAGGGCGCAGCACACGCAGCAGGAGGCGCAGGCCCGUGCCACGGCGCAGCGAGAGUUGCAGGAGAAGUAUCGGGCAUUUCACGCGACGUGGGCCCUCUCCCGUCAGGGCAUGCCGUUGUCCGCGGAGAAGUGGGAGUCACUUGUCAAGGCAAUGGAGUUCUUGCAGAAGUCGAGUUCGACGGAGGCGGCGCCCGUCGUGCAGCAUCGCGAAUCCUUCCGCAGUCGGUCGCACUUGUUGCGUCCACAGGCGGCCGAGCAAACGGAAAAGGCGGCGCCUGCCCCCGCAAGCGUCACGUUAGACGUUGACAGUGUUCAACUGCCGCAGCUCCCGCCGGAAACUGUCGGGCAAAGUGACCACAGUGUCAUGUACGACGCCCUGCUGGGCCGCUCACGCGUUGUAGAGCGGCGGAUUGGGCAAAACCACCUGUGCCUGCCGGAACCGCGUCGGCUGGGGCGCAUGGAAAACGCGCUGAGUCAGGUGACCGAGUUGCUGCAGCAAUCCGAGAGAGAGGGAGGGGGGAAGCUUGGACAGACGACGUUACUGUGUGGCGUGCAGCGGGAUAAGGAUGCCUUCGUGCCAGAGCCGUGGGAACACAUGCUACUUAGCGGCCAAACAACGAGCAUGAACGCCGUGGAGCAGCUUGAGUACCUUUACCUGAUGGCCAUGUCAUUAUUUUUACCAACCGAGUUGAGUGCGUUGGAGGGACAGUUUAUGACGAACAACGCCGACGUGCCCUCGUUGCAGGAGCCGCAGCGCUCGAAGAAGCAGACGAAAAGAGAAAAAUCCAGGCAGGCUGACAAUGCACGCGCCUUAAGCGGCACGGCCUCACUUCUUGUCACCGCGACGGCCGCGCUGCGGCAGCGGUUGCCGACGGUGUUGACGGCGACAAACGUGGAGGUUGGGCCGCCGGAGCGCACCACGUUUGUGCGCGUGAUGAACAUGCUCGACGGAGACAGUGGCAUCUGGGGCCUCGACCUUGAAAUGCUCUCGGGGGCCUUCACCGAGGAGUACCUGAGCAAAACCCAGGCGCAGUUCCCCGACGGACACGCGAAGGGGGAGGAGAAGCGCCCAUCCCUCAGCCCCCGGCGCGCGCGGCGCUCAGUUGUGAGGCUGCGCGUCAAGGGGGAGCGUCGUGGGACGUCGAGGUCCGUCUCAAGCCCCGCCGAGGCACGCGAGGCCACAACGACGUCGCUUUCCUCCGCGGCGACGAAGAUGCUCAGCCUCAACCUGGGCUCCCUCCUGCUGGACAUCGUGCGGUACCUUCCGUUUGUGGAGAACCGGCUUGCCUUCUUUCAGAGGAAGUGCACCGAGACGGCGUCGAAGGGGGUCGAUGGGGCCUCUGAAGAGGCCGCAAGGGAGUGGUUUGCAAAGGCGCAGAUUGCCUCCAUACAUCAUGAGCGGCUGAUGAAGGCGCUGGGAGUAGCAGGUCUGACGAGAGAGGCGGCCAUGGUUCGCCUGGUGCCGCUGGAAAGUAUUGCGGUGCAGGAAGUGCAGGAAGUGGGAUCAUUCUUUAGAGCCCGAGCCGCUCCCUCCUCACGAGCGCCGUCGCCUCCUUUUGCGUAG